Molecule: messenger RNA, 3282 nt
Organism: Cucurbita pepo subsp. pepo (vegetable marrow)
Lineage: Eukaryota; Viridiplantae; Streptophyta; Magnoliopsida; Cucurbitales; Cucurbitaceae
Product: LRR receptor-like serine/threonine-protein kinase GHR1
Biological process (GO): protein phosphorylation
Molecular function (GO): protein kinase activity; ATP binding; protein binding
Source: RefSeq, a predicted model, not a curated record
UGGCUCAGCUCCCUUCACAAGAUAUCUUGGCUCUGCUUGAGUUCAAGAAGGGUAUCAAGCAUGACCCAACUGGGUUUGUUCUUAGUUCAUGGAAUGAGGAGUCCAUUGAUUUUAAUGGCUGUCCUUCUUCUUGGAAUGGGAUUGUUUGCAGUAAUGGAAGUGUAGCUGGAGUGGUUUUGGAGAGUUUGAGCCUUUCAGCUGAUGUAGAUUUGAGUGUUUUUUCGAAUCUCACGAAACUUGUAAAGCUUUCCUUGUCGAACAACUCGAUAUCGGGGAAGAUACCCGACAAUAUAGGCGAGUUUCGAAGCCUCGAGUUCUUUGAUGUCUCGAAUAACCUGUUUUCGUCGUCUUUACCUCAGGGGAUUAGCAAGUUAACUAGCUUGCAAAACAUAUCAUUAGCUGGUAACAACUUCUCUGGUACUCUUGAUCCGAUUGUUGGUCUUCGAUCAAUCCGUUCGUUGGAUUUGAGUCGUAACUCGUUUUCGGGGUCGCUUCCUACGACAUUGACUAAGCUGAUGAACUUGGUUUAUUUGAAUCUAUCUUUUAAUGGCUUUACUAAGAGGAUUCCGAAAGGUUUCGAGCUUAUUUCAGAUCUUGAGGUGCUUGACUUGCACGGUAAUAUGCUCGAUGGCACGCUCGAUGUCGAUUUUUUUCUUCUUUCGGAAGUCAGUUAUGUUGAUUUUAGUAGCAACAUGCUAAUGAGCUCUGAUAUGGAGCAUGGGAAGUUUUUGCCUAAACUUUCUGAUACUAUCAAGUAUUUAAACCUUAGUCAUAACCAGCUUACGGGAUCGUUGGUCACUGGAGGCGAGUUAUCGGUGUUCGAAAACUUGAAAACAUUGGAUUUAAGCUACAAUCAGCUUUCCGGAGAGCUACCCGGUUUUAGUUUCGUGUAUGAUCUUCAAAUCUUGAAGCUUAGUAACAACAGAUUUUCGGGAGCUAUUCCAAAUAAUCUAUUGAAAGGCGAUGCUUCGGUUUUAACUGAGCUCGAUUUGAGUGGCAACAACCUCUCAGGGCCAAUAAGUAUGAUCACGUCGACCACGCUACGCAUACUCAAUCUGUCGUCGAAUCAGCUUACGCGUGAGCUUCCAUUGCUGACUGGAAGUUGUGUCGUGCUUGAUCUCUCGAACAACAAAUUUGAGGGAAAUUUAACAAGAAUGAUCAAGUGGGGGAACAUCGAAUUCCUUGAUCUCAGUCGAAAUCUUUUGAACGGGCCUAUCCCCGAUGCAUCUCUGCAGUUCUUACGGUUAAAUUUUCUAAACUUGUCUCAUAAUACUCUGAGUAGUUCACUUACGAGUGCUAUUACGAAGUAUCCGAAGCUUCGAGUCCUUGAUCUGAGCUCGAAUCAGUUCGAUGGACCUUUGUUAGCUGAUUUACUCACAAUGCCCACUUUGGAAGAGCUCUAUUUGGAUAAUAAUUUACUUCGUGGUACGGUUAAGUUCUCGCUUCCUUCACCGGGUCGAGCGAACCUUAACGUUCUUGAUCUUUCUCAUAAUCAGCUCGGUGGCUAUUUCCCUGAUGAAUUUGUCUCUUUAACCGAUCUUACAUUGCUGAAUAUUGCUGGAAAUAACUUUUCGGGAUCGUUGCCUACGUCGAUGUCCGAUCUGAGUGCUUUGAUCUCGUUGGAUAUAUCACAAAAUCACUUCACAGGGCCCCUUCCGAGCAACUUGUCGAGCAAUAUUCGGAACUUCAAUGUUUCGUUUAAUGAUCUCUCGGGAUUGGUCCCUGAAAAUCUGGAAGCUUUUCCACGUUCUUCGUUCUUUCCUGGAAAUUCAAGACUGAUUCUUCGAAACGGUCCGGGAUCGAGUGAUAAUCCAGAUGUUAGAACAGGGAGAAGGAGAAUGAACACAAUUGUUAAAGUAAUCAUAAUAGUUUCAUGUGUGAUUGCAUUGGUUAUUAUUAUACUCCUUGCUAUCUUCUUUCAUUAUAUUUGUAUAUCAAGGAAGAAUCCGCCCGAGCUUGCCACAACUAAGGACGUUCAGAGGCGUAGUUCUCUUAGCUCCGCUGGCGUCGGUGGAACUGGAACCGGUAGCAAUUUGGUUGUUUCGGCUGAGGACCUUGUGACGUCGAGGAAAGGGUCGUCGUCUGAGAUAAUCAGCCCGGACGAGAAACUAGCUGCAGGAACUGGUUUCUCCCCAGCUAAAAGUAGUCAUUUUACUUGGUCACCUGAGUCGGGUGAUUCGUUUACUGGUGAAAACCUUGGUAGACUGGACGUGAGAUCGCCCGAUCGUUUGGUUGGUGAGCUUCAUUUUCUUGAUGAUUCGAUCUCGUUGACACCAGAGGAACUAUCCAGAGCUCCAGCUGAAGUGUUGGGGAGAAGCAGCCAUGGCACGUCCUACAGGGCGACACUCGAGAGCGGGAUGUUCUUAACGGUUAAGUGGUUAAGAGAAGGCGUAGCGAAGCCGAGAAAGGAAUUUGCUAAGGAAGCGAAAAAAUUUGCGAAUAUCAGACAUCCGAACAUUGUUGGCUUGAGAGGGUAUUAUUGGGGUCCUACACAGCACGAGAAGCUCAUUCUUUCGGACUAUAUCUCGCUCGGAAAUCUCGCAGUCUUUUUAUAUGAUCGUCCGGGACGAAAACGACCAUUGACAUGGGCUCAAAGACUCAAGAUAGCCGUUGAUAUCGCACGUGGCCUGAACUAUCUCCAUUUCGAUCGAGCUGUUCCACACGGGAACCUUAAGGCAACGAAUGUACUACUAGAUGGAGCAGACCUGAAUGCUCGUAUAGCUGAUUACUGCCUUCAUCGUCUCAUGACUAAUGCUGGCACCGUCGAACAGAUUCUUGACGCCGGGGUGUUAGGAUAUCGUGCCCCGGAGUUGGCAGCUUCGAAGAAGCCACAGCCAUCCUUCAAGUCGGAUGUGUAUGCAUUUGGAGUGUUGCUGUUGGAACUUCUGACUGGAAGAUGUGCUGGUGAUGUGAUCUCUGGUGAAGAGGGAGGGGUCGAUCUAACAGAUUGGGUCCGUUUACGGGUAGCCGAAGGACGGGGAUCUGAUUGUUUCGAUACGAUAUUGUUGUCGGAAAUGAGCAAUGCAGUAGCAGAGAAGGGUAUGAAGGAAGUGCUCGGUAUAGCUUUACGAUGUAUUCGAAACGUCUCGGAACGUCCUGGUAUCAAGACGAUAUACGAAGAUCUUUCGUCCAUAUAGUUUGUUUUGUUUUGUAUCAUUAGCUUCUUAUUUCUGAAUUAGAUGAAGUCUCAGUUUAGCUCACCUUGUUAGUGUAAUCAGUUGUAAAAAAAAAAAAGAACAUGUUUUGAUUAAUACAAGGAAUUUCCACCUUUUGUCCCUUCCA